GUUACACUUUCUCAACGACUCAACCUUUAUUCAGCCCUGUCCCAACUCCAAUAAGUUCUAACGCCGCAAGCAAUUACGACUGCCUAAGGACCCAUUUGAUUUGUUCCUACAAAACUUUAAAGCUGUUCCCAUCUUCUUCAUACAUAUUAUCAUAUAUCAAUUAGCUAGCUGCAUUUCAAAAAAGAAAAGGGAAAUGAUGAACAAAAAUCAACAGAACUUGUUGUCAAAGAUGGCAACUGGCAAUGGUCAUGGCGAAAAUUCUCCAUACUUUGAUGGAUGGAAGGCUUUUGAGGAUAAUCCAUUUCAUCCUACUGAUAAUCCUCAUGGGGUUAUCCAAAUGGGCCUAGCAGAAAAUCAGCUUUCUUUUGAUUUGGUAGAAGAGUGGCUAAUGAAAAACCCAGAAGCCUCCAUUUGCACACCUGGAGGAGUAAAUGACUUCCGGGACAUAGCUAUCUUUCAGGAUUAUCAUGGCUUGACAAAGUUCAGAAAUGCUGUGGCCAAUUUUAUGGAGAAAGUAAGAGGAAACAGAGUGAGAUUCGACCCAGACCGCAUUGUUAUGAGUGGAGGAGCAACCGGAGCUCAUGAGAUGACUGUCUUUUGUUUGGCUGACCCUGGGGAUGCAUUUCUAGUACCUACUCCUUAUUAUCCAGGUUUUGAUAGAGAUUUGAGAUGGAGAACAGGAGCACAACUUGUUCCAGUUGUAUGUGAACGCUCUAACGAUUUCAAGGUGACAAGAGAAGCAUUGGAAGCUGCCUAUAAGAGUGCUCAAGAGGCCAACAUUAGAGUAAAGGGGUUGCUCAUUACCAAUCCAUCAAACCCGCUAGGCACUAUCUUAGACAGAGAGACACUAAGAAUGGUAGUGAGCUUCAUAAAUGAAAAGAGCAUCCACUUAGUCUGUGAUGAAAUAUAUGCUGCCACUGUCUUUACUCAGCCUGGUUUCAUUAGCAUAGCUGAGAUAAUACAGGAGAAAGAAAUCGAAUGCAAUCAUGAUCUAAUCCACAUUGUUUAUAGUCUGUCAAAAGACUUGGGAUUCCCUGGCUUUAGGGUCGGCAUUGUCUAUUCCUACAAUGAUGCAGUAGUGAGCUGUUGUCGAAAAAUGUCAAGUUUUGGACUAGUUUCCUCACAAACUCAACAUCUAAUUGCAUCAAUGCUAUCGGAUGAUGAGUUUGUCAAUAAAUUUAUUGCAAUGAGUGCUAAUAGGUUGGCAACAAGGCAUAAGGUGUUCACUACAGGUCUUGCUAAAGUAGGCAUUAGUUGUUUGCAAAGCAAUGCUGGCCUCUUUGUGUGGAUGGAUUUGCAUCACCUCCUCAAAGAACAGACAUUUGAAGCAGAGAUGGCACUAUGGAAAGUGAUAAUAGAUGAAGUUAAGCUCAAUGUUUCUCCUGGUUCUUCUUUUCAUUGCUCAGCACCAGGGUGGUUCAGGGUUUGCUUUGCCAACAUGGAUGACCAGACUAUGGAUGUAGCUUUAACAAGAAUUGAAAGCUUUGCGGUUCAAAACAAUGAGACCCGUACCACAGUGCCUAUGAAGAGACAGUGUUGGAAAAAGCCACAAAACAACCUAAGACUCAGCUUCAAAUCAAGAAGAAUGGAUGACAUCAUGAUGCCACAGUGCUUAAUGUCACCUCACUCCCCUUUAGCCCAAUCACCACUUGUUCGAGCAAGGAACUAGGGAAAAAGAAAAACAGUUAACUUUGCAAACGCCGAAAGAUUCUUUAAUUUCUUAAUUGCAGGCUAAUUACAUAAAGAAUUAUACCUUCGAAAUUUGAUGUAUAAUUUCUUGAGUGCAUUUUUUACUUUUUUUUUUCACAUUCAUAUGGUGGCCAAAAAAAGUCUAUAAUUUAUAAUUCAUUUAAGUUGUUGAUUACAAUAGUGUGUUAAAUUGUUAUAGUUUUUUGCACAAAUUUUAGAAUAAUGUGGAUUUGUAACCUCUUCGGGACAAGUUGGAUCAUAUUGGUGUAUAUCAAUGUCACGAAAAAGAUGUCUUGCCAAUAAAAUUGUGCAUCAUACAACUCCUGAAAAUUUUGUAAUUGCUCAGUGAUAAAGCCCUUAUAAAGUUGUGGACAAGACU
Quercus lobata is the source of this 2068-nucleotide messenger RNA. RefSeq names its product 1-aminocyclopropane-1-carboxylate synthase-like. The transcript is spliced from 4 exons. Lineage: Eukaryota; Viridiplantae; Streptophyta; Magnoliopsida; Fagales; Fagaceae. Gene Ontology annotation, molecular function: transaminase activity; pyridoxal phosphate binding. Bases 194 to 1669 code for a protein of 491 amino acids. The record is from RefSeq and is a predicted model, not a curated record. Gene Ontology annotation, biological process: biosynthetic process; amino acid metabolic process.